AUGCCUCCUAAGAAUAAAGGGGGCUCGCGGGGCAAAGCUGCCGAACCUAAGCAAGAGGAGCCCAAGAAACCGCAGACUGUCCGAGAACUCGAGUGGCAGCGGUACUAUGCUACAAACCCCUACCAGAAGGCCUACGAAGAGCACGGUCUCAGUGGCAUGACCCCGGCUGACCGACAAGCCUACUGCGACCAAGAGUAUCUGAAACCGGGGAGGGUAAAGACGCUCUCGAACAAAGCCCAGAGGGAGUUUUGGAAGCGGGUGAACGAGGCCAACAUUCCCUUUCGCAGCCUGCCCCGGCCGAGCGACGACCAGUGGGGCCGCGACAAGAACGGCCGAGACAUCGGGGAUUACACCCUCGAGGAGUACGCUGCGUACGGAGAAAAGAAAGACAGAUACCUGCGCUUGUUCUACGACAGCAUAUUCUUCAAAUCCAGCAACGCGAGGGCCUACGACGCUCCACGACGCGACGGCGCGCAUCCUAUAUACACCUGCUCGGACGAACAAUUGGACGUCGAAAGGGCCAGGCGACAAGAGAUGGCCGAGUUAAAGAGAGAACUCUACGGGCAGAGGCUGAGUCCGUAUUCGCUGGAUCCCGACUGGGACGAUGUCACGCCUAUACCCCAGUCAGAGCCCGAGGGAGCUCUCGCAGCGAUAGCGUAUCCCGAGGACUACGCCGAGGCAAUGGGUUACCUCCGCGCUGUAAUGGCGUCCAAGGAACACACGCCACGCUGCCUGAGACUCACCGAAGAUAUCAUAGCGAAAAACCCCGCCCACUACACCGUCUGGCUCUACCGAUUCGCCAUCAUACAGCAUCUCAAUAUUUCGAUUCCGGACGAGAUCGAGUGGCUGAACGACGUCUCGCUCAACUACAUCAAGAACUACCAGAUUUGGAACCACCGACAGCUGCUAAUGGACCACUACUACCCGACCAUCGCGACGUCGGCCUCGGAUGUGGCUGCACUUGCAGAGAGCGAGCGGGCGUUCAUGACGCGCAUGCUGGCGCUAGACGCAAAGAACUACCACGUUUGGACAUUCCGGCAGUACCUCGUGCGCAAGUUGGGGAUGUGGGGCGACGUCGAGCGGCAGAGCACCGAGAGCCUGAUCCACCUCGACGUGCGCAAUAAUUCGGCGUGGUCUCACCGUUUCUUCGUCGUCUUCUCGGACCCGGCCUACACGACGCCCGGCUCCCACGCGACGGAGCACGACCCGAAGGUGCCGGCAGACGUCGUCGACCGCGAGAUCGCAUACACACAGGACAAGAUCAUGCUGGCGCCGCAGAACCAGAGCCCGUGGAACUAUCUGCGGGGCGUGCUGAUCAAGGGCGGGAGGAAGCUCGGCACCGCGAGGGAGUUCAGCGGCCAUUUCGUCAAGAACCUGGGUGACGACAACGCCGAGGAGGUGCGCAGCUCCCACGCGCUCGACCUCCUAGCUGACAUCUACAAGGAGGCCGGCGAGAAGGAGCAGGCGUUGCUAUGCCUGACGAGACUGUCGUUCAAGUGGGACCGCAUCCGCCGGGGCUACUGGGAAUAUAGGAAAGGCUUGCUCGACCAAUCCUGA
This is a messenger RNA of Durotheca rogersii, 1557 nucleotides long. RefSeq names its product protein prenylyltransferase. NCBI's taxonomy places the organism in Eukaryota, Fungi, Ascomycota, Sordariomycetes, Xylariales, Xylariaceae. The transcript is spliced from 3 exons. Bases 1 to 1557 code for a protein of 518 amino acids. Gene Ontology annotation, cellular component: protein farnesyltransferase complex; cytoplasm; CAAX-protein geranylgeranyltransferase complex. Gene Ontology annotation, biological process: protein farnesylation; protein geranylgeranylation. Gene Ontology annotation, molecular function: protein farnesyltransferase activity; CAAX-protein geranylgeranyltransferase activity. The record is from RefSeq and is a predicted model, not a curated record.